CCUGAUUUGUAGAGAAUCUAAAUUGAAAAAAUUGGGGUAUCUUCAUAACCACCAAUUGAAGUUAACACCACCACGGUCUGGAAUGUAAAGCUGCAUUUUAAUGUCAUGAUGAACCAGCAGAAGUGGGCUAAUCUGAGUCCUUCGGAGUUUUCUCAGCUUCAAAAAUAUGCAGAAUAUUCAACAAAGAAAAUUAGGGAUGUUUUAGAAGAAUUCCAUGGCAAUGGUGUGCUAGCAAAGUAUAAUCCUGAAGGGAAGCAAGAUAUUCUUAAACAAACAAUUGAUUUAGAAGGUUUCAAGUUAUUUAUGAAGACUUUUCUUGAAGCUGAUUUACCAGACGAAUUUUGCGAUCAUCUCUUUGUAUCUUUUGGAAACAAAGUUCCUCCUAGCAGUCCUUUGGUAAAGAAUAAACCUCCAUUCUUUCCAGGAGGUUUGCGAAUUGCUAAAAGCAUAACUACACAUCCUCAACAUCUUUCCACAAUGCACAUACCAGAAGUAAUCCAGUUGAAAGAUAUUGUUUGUUAUCUUUCCCUUCUUGAAAGAGGAAGACCUGAAGACAAACUAGAAUUUAUGUUUCGCUUGUAUGACACCGAUGGAAACGGUUUCCUGGACAGUUCGGAACUUGAAAACAUCAUUACUCAAAUGAUGCAUGUUGCAGAAUAUCUUGAAUGGGAUGUCACUGAACUCAGUCCAAUUCUUCAUGAGAUGAUGGAGGAAAUUGAUUAUGACCAUGAUGGCACAGUUUCCUUGGAAGAAUGGAUCCAGGGGGGAAUGACUACGAUCCCGCUUUUAGUAUUGCUUGGAUUAGAGAAUAAUGUGAAGGAUGACGGGCAGCAUGUAUGGAGACUAAAACACUUUAACAAGCCUGCCUACUGUAAUCUCUGCUUGAAUAUGCUAAUCGGAGUAGGCAAACAGGGCCUCUCUUGUUCAUUUUGCAAGUAUACUGUCCAUGAACGUUGUGUUUCAAGAGCACCAGCUUCUUGUAUCAAAACAUAUGUGAAAUCGAAAAAGAAUACUGAAGUUAUGCAUCACUUUUGGGUAGAAGGAAAUUGUCCAACAAAAUGUGAUAAAUGUCACAAAACUAUUAAAUGUUACCAAGGACUGACUGGGCUACAUUGUGUGUGGUGCCAAAUCACACUACAUAAUAAGUGUGCUUCACACUUAAAACCUGAAUGUGAUUGUGGCUCUCUAAAGGAUCACAUUCUACCUCCCACAUCAAUCUGUCCAGUCGUAUUGAUUCUACCCCCUUUAGGAGUUUCACUUCCUGAGGAACGCCAAGCAACAAUGAAAAAAGAAAGAAGUGGCUGUCAGCAAACAAACAAACUAGCUGAUCGAAACAAGAUGCAGAGAGCAAAUUCUCUCACUAUCGAUGGUCAAGGCCUUCAGAUCACACCAUCUCCUGGUACUCAUCCACUUCUAGUUUUUGUUAACCCUAAAAGUGGUGGAAAACAAGGAGAAAGAAUUUAUAGGAAAUUUCAGUAUCUUCUAAAUCCUCGUCAAGUUUACAGCCUUGCAGGAAGUGGACCAAUGCCAGGAUUAAAUUUUUUUCGAGAUGUUUCUGACUUUAGAGUAUUGGCAUGUGGUGGAGAUGGAACAGUAGGUUGGAUUUUAGACUGCAUAGAGAAAGCAAAUUUGAUUAAACAUCCUCCUGUUGCUAUUCUCCCUCUUGGAACUGGGAAUGACUUAGCCAGAUGUCUGAGAUGGGGAGGAGGAUAUGAAGGUGAGAAUCUUCUGAAGAUUUUAAAAGAUAUUGAGAAUAGUACCGAAAUUUUGUUGGACAGGUGGAAAUUUGAAGUGAUACCUAAUGAUAAAGAUGAAAAAGGAGAUCCCGUGCCUUACAGCAUCAUCAAUAAUUACUUUUCAAUUGGAGUGGAUGCUUCAAUUGCUCACAGAUUUCACAUUAUGCGAGAAAAACAUCCAGAGAAGUUCAAUAGCAGGUGA
Python bivittatus (Burmese python) is the source of this 1938-nucleotide messenger RNA. NCBI's taxonomy places the organism in Eukaryota, Metazoa, Chordata, Lepidosauria, Squamata, Pythonidae. The record is from RefSeq and is a predicted model, not a curated record.